AUGGCUGGGACUCUUCAGAAAUACGAAGAUCCACGUGUUAAGAUCAAAACGAAAACAAUGUUCCAACCAAAUGAUGACCCGAUCGCCAUAUUACUUCUUCAAGAAAACAGCGUCAACAGAUUGAGGCAGCCAAUAGAAGAGUCCAAUAAAAUAAAAGUUGUCCUGAGCAAGAACAAAGAUGAAAAUGACAUCCAACAAUCACAACAGCAAAAUGCUGAGCAGAAUGUUACCAUCCCAUCAGCAAAUUCACACAUGAACGAUUCUCUCCUUGGUUAUAAGAAACCAGAAAAAAGAUACUAUAUGCAAAUUGUUAUAAAAAAAAGAUCAAUAACAUUACAAAUCGAAUCCGGUCACUGCACGCAAUACAAAACAGCACAAGGCAACCUUAACCACUAA
This is a messenger RNA of Helobdella robusta, 396 nucleotides long. RefSeq lists its product as hypothetical. The coding region runs from base 1 to 396 and encodes 131 amino acids. NCBI's taxonomy places the organism in Eukaryota, Metazoa, Annelida, Clitellata, Rhynchobdellida, Glossiphoniidae. The transcript is spliced from 4 exons. The record is from RefSeq and is a predicted model, not a curated record.